ACUAAAGUUCGGCGUCCGAUCGUCGUCCGUCCAUCCGUGUCACAAAGGAGGACACGCUCCAGCUAGUAGUGCCAAACCACCGGGGGUUGCUCUCUCUCCCCUCUCACGGUCGUCGGGCGUUCCACUCAGCGCGCCGGCUUGCACUCAGCUUUCUGGGCCCACUCAGCCCGACCGCUCAGCUGCUUCUGCCUGAUCCAAAAAGGCAGCCCUAGUGGCCAACCCGUGCCAGUGUGCUUUCAGUGUGAACCAGUGCCUCAACGCCAGCAGCAGCGGUGUUCUCCAAACGGAACGGAACGCCGUAAAACCAAGGAUUCAGCUUUGAUCCUUUUCUUUUUUUUCUAUUCUUGCUUAAGCCUGUCGAAACGAUCGAACCCUGUGUGAACAGUGCGCCUUAGAGUGUGUGAAAAAACAGCAGUGUUGUCGGUGGAGAAGUGUUUCUUCGGAAACGGAAAUUCGGGAAAAACAACCGGGAAGAAAGUGUACGAGCUAGUGUGACUUAAGUGCCAACAAAGACAGAACUACCCACACUUCUUUGUGCUAACCUACCGCUGGUUGCACACACACGCACGGGAGCAGAGGAGCACAGAACAUGGUGAAAUUUAUAGCCUUAAUUGGCGCCCUGGCCCUUGUGGCUUCUGCCACGGCCAGCGUGCGAACGAAACGACAGUCGGAGGGCGAGAAGAAGGAAGAGUCAUUCGAGAAAGAGCUUUGCAAGGACAAAGACGCCGGUGAAUGGUUCCGAUUGGUGGCCGGCGACGGCGACAACUGCCGUGACGUCAUCCAGUGCACAUCGUCGGGCCUGCAAGCGAUCCGAUGCCCGGCCGGUCUAUUCUUCGACAUCGAGAAGCAGACGUGCGACUGGAAGGACGCCGUCAAGAACUGCAAGAGCAAGAACCGCGAGCGCAAGAUCAAGCCGCUGCUGAUCACCGACGAGCCGCUCUGCCAGGACGGAUUCCUGGCCUGCGGUGACGGUAGCUGUAUCGAGCGAGGCCUGUUCUGUAACGGCGAGAAGGACUGUAACGACGGCUCGGACGAGAACUCGUGCGACAUCGAGACCGACCCGAACCGGGCCCCGCCCUGUGACCCGGCCGUGUGCGUGUUGCCCGACUGCUUCUGCUCCGAGGACGGCACGACGAUCCCCGGCGAUCUGCCCGCCAAGGACGUCCCCAUGAUGAUCACGAUCACGUUCGACGACGCGAUCAACAACAACAACAUCGACCUGUACAAGGAGAUCUUCAGCAGCAAGCGCAAGAACCCGAACGGGUGCGACAUCAAGGCGACGUACUUUGUCUCGCACAAGUACACCAACUACUCGGCCGUGCAGGAGACGCACCGCAAGGGACACGAGAUUGCCGUGCACUCGAUCACCCACAACGAUGACGAACGUUUCUGGUCGAACGCCACCGUUGACGACUGGGCCAAGGAGAUGGCCGGUAUGCGUAUCAUCAUCGAGAAGUACGCCAACUUGACCGACAACUCCGUGGUCGGAGUCCGUGCCCCGUACCUGCGCGUCGGAGGAAACAACCAGUUCACCAUGAUGGAGGAACAGGCCUUCCUGUACGAUUCGACGAUCACCGCUCCGCUGUCCAACCCUCCGCUAUGGCCGUACACCAUGUACUUCCGUAUGCCCCACCGCUGCCACGGUAACCUCCAGAGCUGCCCGACCCGUUCGCACGCCGUCUGGGAGAUGGUCAUGAACGAGCUGGACCGGCGGGAGGAUCCCACCAACGACGAGUACCUGCCCGGAUGCGCCAUGGUGGACUCGUGCUCCAAUAUCCUGACCGGUGAUCAGUUCUACAACUUCCUGAACCACAACUUUGACCGUCACUACGAGCAGAACCGUGCCCCGCUUGGUCUGUACUUCCACGCCGCCUGGCUGAAGAACAACCCCGAGUUCCUGGACGCGUUUGUGUACUGGAUCGACGAAAUCCUGGCCAACCACAACGAUGUGUACUUCGUCACCAUGACCCAGGUCAUCCAGUGGAUCCAGAACCCACGCACGGUCUCCGAGGUCAAGAACUUCGAGCCCUGGAGGGAGAAGUGCGUCGUCGACGCCAAGCCUGCCUGUUGGGUGCCCAACUCCUGCAAGCUGACCUCCAAGGAAGUUCCCGGGGAGACCAUCAACCUGCAGACCUGCGUGCGUUGCCCCAACAACUACCCGUGGUUGAACGACCCGACUGGCGAUGGAUUCUUCUAAGUCAGCUCACACUUCCAAUUUUAGCCGUUUUCCCUAGAAAAUUUCUAGCAACCUUUUUACAAUUUUUCGCUUGACUAUUUUACGUUUCCACAAUUUUUAAAAACAAAACUAUCGUCUAGCCCCUCGUUUGCCCACUAUUUUUAACAUAAAUCGAAAAAAAGAACAAGACUUAUUAAACCACUUCUCCUGCUCUCACUCCACUCUUAAAAAAGCGGGAAGAUCGGUGUCAUUACGAAACAAUGUUCGACGGCACGCGAACCACCAACACAAAAGAGAAGCGCGUCUCCACUCUCUCUCACACAAACACUGCCACCAUCGAAAAUCUCUCGCGCAACAAAUCAAUUUCUCUCUCUCGAAAAAGUCGCGAAUGAGAGACGCGCUCGCGCGUGCCACGUCGUCGAACAAGCCAACAUCAACACUAUUACUACUACGAAGAGAUUGAGAGAGCGAAAGAAAAAAAACAUGCUGUGGAUAUUUUUGCGUCGUUUAUAAUUUAAUUUAAAAAAUGAGAAACAAAAUAAAAAAGGCAAAAACAAGUUAGCGGAAGCCCCCUUAAUGUUAUUGAACGCGGAGGAGAAUGUUUAUAUUUUUUAAACGUAAUUAUUUUCAAAAAAGCGACAUUUAAUUUUAAUUACUCUGCCUUUUACUCCUUUCAAAUUAUGUAUUUUUUUUAAUUUGUGUAAAAUGUAAAUACUGUGCAACUGCGUAAUUUUAAGUGACGUGAGGAGAAUGCAAACAAAAUUGCGAGAAAGAAAAAAUGAAAAUCAACUACAACAACUUUUUAUUAGCACUUUGACAAGCGAUACGUUAGGGUUAGCAAGUGUAAUGCAUUCCUCUCCCCUAAAAUCGGCUCAGAACUAUUGCUGCAGCACUUUUAACAAUUCCUGAAAAAAAUGACUUUUACUUUAUCGAGAAAAAAAAUAUGAGAAAAAUUAAAAAAAGAAUAAAAUUUUAAAAAAUAAAAACAAAUCAUUUUGACCACAAUCGUCGAAAGACUUACUGCGAACGAGUACAGAGACACAAAACUCAAUCUAGAGCGCGGAAUUUUCCGCCACGUGUACCGUAAUUAGCAAUAAAUUUAAAUUAAAUAAAAAAAUUAAAACCACA
Culex quinquefasciatus (southern house mosquito) is the source of this 3304-nucleotide messenger RNA. It is a transcript of the gene serp, whose product is annotated as chitin deacetylase 1. Gene Ontology annotation, biological process: carbohydrate metabolic process. Bases 590 to 2197 code for a protein of 535 amino acids. Gene Ontology annotation, cellular component: extracellular region. The transcript is spliced from 5 exons. NCBI's taxonomy places the organism in Eukaryota, Metazoa, Arthropoda, Insecta, Diptera, Culicidae. The record is from RefSeq and is a predicted model, not a curated record. Gene Ontology annotation, molecular function: protein binding; hydrolase activity, acting on carbon-nitrogen (but not peptide) bonds; chitin binding.